AACCAUUUAAACUAAUACUCUCAGCAUUAUCGGACACUAUCAAUGAAGUAGGGAUGGAUCUUUCUAACUCCUUUUAAAUCUUCAUCGUCGAUGCUGUCUUGAAGAAAGAGCUUAAGAAAUAACUAGCUUCUACAUAUAUUGUGAAAAUCUACUGUGUAUCGAAUCAGGGAAGGGACAUCAGAUUCUUACAAGUAGAGAUCGCGGAAUUGGCCAUCGGGGCUUGGGUGAACUGCAAAAUAUACGAACAGUAUGUACGAUGUCGGGACUUUUGCGGUAUGGGACUAUGUCGUUUUGGCGAUAUCGCUGGGCAUCUCGGCCGGCAUCGGCAUCUACUACGGCUGCACGGGCACGAAACAGUCAACGACAAAAGAAUUCCUGCUCGCUGAUCGCAACAUGAGUCCGUUCCCGGUGGCGAUGUCGUUGAUUGCGAGUUUCAUCUCGGCGAUCACUGUUCUGGGAACGCCCUCAGAGGUGUAUCUCUACGGCUCCAUGUUCUGGCUCUUUUCGCUCUCCUACAUCGGAUCGGGACUCAUAGCCGCGCUCUUCAUGCCGAUAUUCUUUCGUCUGGGUGUCACCAGUGCAAAUGAGUAUCUCGAGCUGCGAUUCAACAAGGCGGCACGUAUUCUUGGAACUCUGGUCUUCUUCGCCCAGAUGAUCCUUUACCUUGGUAUUGUCAUCUAUGCUCCAGCACUCGCACUCAACCAAGUUACCGGUUUGAAUCUAUGGGGCUCUGUCUUUGCCAUAGGGAUUGUCUGCACCUUCUACACAACAAUCGGAGGGAUGAAAGCUGUGCUAUGGACCGAUGCUUUCCAGGUGAUGGUUAUGAUGUCUGGUUUCCUAGCCGUCAUCAUCAAAGGCUCUAUGAACAUUGGUGGGCUGGACAAGGCUUGGCAGAUAUGCGAAGAGAACGGCAGAAUCGAUUUCUGGAACUUUGAUCCUGAUCCAACUAUCCGUCAUACGUUCUGGACUAUAGUAGUGGGCGGGACCUUUACUUGGGGGAGUACCUAUGGUGUCAACCAAUCACAGGUCCAGAGGUAUCUCACGUGUGGCAAAGAGAAGACUGCUCAGCUAGCUCUGUUCAUGGCGGUCAUCGGGAUGGUGAUUGUGGUGUCAUCAGCCUGCCUGUCAGGAUUAGUCAUGUAUGCUAACUUUGUGGAAUGCGACCCCUUUACAAUGGGAUAUGUCACAUCAUCAGAUCAGCUGAUGCCUUACUUUGUGAUGUACCUGUUUGGAAGUAUGCCGGGUUUGCCUGGUUUGUUUACGUCGGCCGUCUUCAGCGCAGCGUUGAGUACCGUAUCAUCUGGUCUUAACUCUCUGGCUGCUGUCACUGCUGAAGACAUCGUAAAAACAAUCUGGCCGAAUAUAGAAGAGAAGAAAUAUACUCUCGUCACCAAGGGUUUGGCGCUAUUCUUUGGGGUUGUAUGCAUUGGUAUGACGUAUGUUGCAUCUCAGCUAGGAGGUGUCCUGCAGGCUGCACUGAGUAUAUUUGGAAUGAUCGGAGGACCUCUGCUUGGUCUGUACAGCUUAGGAAUGUUCUUCCCCUGGACAAAUUCCUACGGGGCCAUCGGGGGUACGCUGUGCGGUCUGACUUGGUCCCUCUGGGUGGGAAUAGGGGCACAGAUCUACCCCCCUGAGAUUUACAAGCCCCCUCUCUACACCGCUGGGUGCUACAAUGAGAGCCUUCUGACUACCAUGGCUAUGAGCCCAACCACCAUGAUGCCCACCGAAGAACCAAGACCGGGUAUCGCAGAGCUGUACUACCUAUCGUACUCCUGGUACAGUGGAGCUGCUUGGGCUCAGACAUGUUUCUGGGGGCUCUUGAUCAGUUUCCUGACAGGUUUCACCGACCCACGUACCAUAAACCCGGUCCUGAUCAGCCCAAUCAUUGAUCGCAUGUACUGCUGUCUACCAGAGUCAAUCAAAAAACCGCUUCGAUGUGGUGUUGGCGAGCUGUAUGUUGCAGAUGAAACCAAGGACGACACCGCGAUGGAAGUCAAGUAUGGCAACGCCGCCUACGUCGUAGAUGAACCAGACGAGGCAUACCAUUCUCAAAAUGGGGAGAACAAGCCUAAACUCAAUGGUGAUGCAAUGCCCGAGCCCAAGUUCAAGGAAGUCGGAACACAGUUCUCAAGCAACUCCGAAGACAGCAGAUUGUAAAAUAAGCAUCAUAGCUCCAACCAGGACCCCGAUUCAUAAAACCUAUUAUCUUUAUUCUUUCUUUAUUCACUUUAUUCAAUCUCACAAAUGAAUCACAUAGGCGAAGAAGACAAAAAGAACA
Molecule: messenger RNA, 2278 nt
Organism: Strongylocentrotus purpuratus (purple sea urchin)
Lineage: Eukaryota; Metazoa; Echinodermata; Echinoidea; Camarodonta; Strongylocentrotidae
Product: sodium-coupled monocarboxylate transporter 1
Exons: 16
Coding region: 250-2157 (635 amino acids)
Biological process (GO): transmembrane transport; sodium ion transport
Cellular component (GO): membrane
Molecular function (GO): symporter activity
Source: RefSeq, a predicted model, not a curated record